This is a messenger RNA of Neomonachus schauinslandi (Hawaiian monk seal), 765 nucleotides long. It is a transcript of the gene LYPD8, whose product is annotated as LY6/PLAUR domain containing 8. The record is from RefSeq and is a predicted model, not a curated record. Gene Ontology annotation, biological process: defense response to Gram-negative bacterium. Lineage: Eukaryota; Metazoa; Chordata; Mammalia; Carnivora; Phocidae. Bases 1 to 765 code for a protein of 254 amino acids. The transcript has 6 exons.
AUGAAGGGUAUCCUUGUUGCUGCUAUCAUCACAGCAUUUGUGGUUGCAGCUGUAGAAUCCCUAUGUUGUGUGCAGUGUAAUUCAUUGACAAACUCCUGUGACAACAGCACCAUCACUGAGUGUCCCUUACAUGCCAAUGCCAGCUGUAACAGUUUCGUGACCAACUCUUCAGGGGCAGCCAACAUAUACCAGGAUAAAGCCUGCUCUGCGGAGAACUGCAGGGAAGGGAGAGACAUGGUUGAAGCCUUCACUGUCCAUGUGUCUGAUAACGAAUACUUCCAUUUUAUAAGCCAGUGCUGCCAAGGAAAGGACUGUAACACCAGUGAUGCUCUGGCUCCUCCCCUGGAAGAUGUGUCCAGCAACACAGAGUGUCUUGCCUGUUAUGGAUCUAAUGAAAGUUCCUGUAAUGUGCAACACAGGAAAUGUUAUAAAGAAGAACGGUGUGUCAAUCUAGUUGCAGAAUUUAAGACUGACACAGAGACUAAGAAGCUCGUGCUGAGAGGCUGUUCCAACAUCAGUAACUCCACCUGUCAGUUCCUGUCUGCUGAGAACCGGACAGUUGGAGGAGUCAUCUUCCGAAAGUUUGAGUGUGUAGACAGCGCUAACUCCUCCUCGACUGCCCCCCCGCCCACCCCUCCUGCUAGCAGCUCCAACGCCUCCUCAGCGCCCACCUCCAGUGAGCUCACCACCCCGGACACGGGCUCCAAAGUCUCCUUCUCCCCUGCGUUCUUUGUCAGCCUCCUCCUGCUGGGGCUGCUCUUCUGA